AUGCCUAGCAACGACUACCCUGCCGCUAUCAACCGCGCCUGGAAGGUCAACGCCAUGGACGGCCCGCGUUCUGUUGACUUCCAGUCCCGAUUCAACGUCCUCGAAGACGUACGCGGCACUCCUACCGGCGUCAGGUUCUCAGCCCCGUGCCCCGUCGACACCUGUGUCCAGUGCUACGCCGGGACGAAAGGGACGGGCAUGAUGACGACCGUCAACGUCCCCGCCAACGGCGUGGGGGCGUUCGAGGUUUCGUUCAAAAGCUGGAGGGUUAUCAGGCGCUAA
Molecule: messenger RNA, 282 nt
Organism: Chaetomium globosum CBS 148.51
Lineage: Eukaryota; Fungi; Ascomycota; Sordariomycetes; Sordariales; Chaetomiaceae
Exons: 2
Coding region: 1-282 (93 amino acids)
Source: RefSeq, a predicted model, not a curated record